GACGGAACAUUCAUAAUUUCACCGCCCGAGCCACCGGCGCGGUAAACGCUGAGAGAUAGCGAUUGCAGCUAGACACUUUAGUACCGAGGAAUACAUCUGGAUGGUUUGAUGUCUAAAUGCCUGAUGUGGCCAUCCCGUACAUUGAAUAUAACUGAAAUUAGAUGAUGGCAUCUUCCAAACAAUUCCAAGGAAAGAAGAAUCAAGCAAAGGAUGUAAUUGCAGCACUUUGUCAUAUUCUGAAUUCACAUUCUUCAAUAACCAGGAUUACCCCUGAGCAGUUUAGACAAGCAAAGUUUGAUCAACCUGAAGCUAUUUCAUCAAUGUGGUUGUUACUCCAAGAACUACUGCAACUCAACUUUAAGUUAUCAGUUAUCAACAAACCUACAAAGACUAGCUUCAAAAAGGCAGAUUUUCAGUCAAUACUUUACCAGAUUGGUUACAGGUGCCCUGGUUUCCAUGGCGAUGAUGUUGGAAGCAGAGACAUCCUCCUGGCCAUAGGAUGGCUCCUUGCAAAGUCAAGCUUUGUGUCUGAACUGGUGAAAAUCAAGCUACAAGAUUCAUUCCAAUCAAUUUCAAGCUUUCAUCUUGGAGCAGCUCAGAAAGCCUUAAAUUCAGGGAAUGACAAGACUUCAUCUCAGGGGCUAAAGCAGACUGUCCCAUCGUCUCCCAAUGGACAGGCCAAAUACCUUGUGUGGCUGAUGGGGCGACUCAAGUUAACUCUGAAGGCUCUUUUCUGUGAACAACAAGGUCUAUGUGCAGCAAUGCAUCACAUACAUGAAGCUACUCAAGGCGUUAGCAUGCCACAUCCUAGUCCUAUUAAUCAUCUUACAGCAUGGGAGACCUUUAUACUCAGACAUCCAAAGCAGUUACAACAAUACCUUUUGCACCUUGAUAAACAAGCAUCUCUUCUUCAAGCAUGUGUAACCUGGAAAGAAGCCGAGCCUGUAUUUUGGCAGUGGAUGGUGAGCGUCCACGAAGCGAAACUGUCGUCUGAUCCAGAGAGCGCUGUUCCACCCAUCUCAUCCAACAAUCAAUAUGCCCAACACAUGGUAGCAACCACAAAGUUAUCUAGACGAUUACAGCAACUAGAUGAUCUUGAGAAUGAACUAACCAGAGAGUGCAAAAGUUUGGAGGAUGAACUUGAAUCAAGAGGGGUCAAUGACCUUGUCAAUCAGUUAUCUGAUCAAUCCAACAUACACAAGAGAAAGGUAGACAUGGACAACGCAGUAAGAGCUCAGCUCACCAAAAGCUUUGAAGAACACCGGAAGAAGCACACAAAGAACUUUCCUCUUUCAUCGGUUCAGUUUUCCUUCAAGCCUGGACAGACAAAGAAUGCUCGCUUAAAAGCUGAACCUCUCCCUCCAAAUACCCUCAACAUCAGUGAUGAGAUAAAGAGAAUGUCUGAUGUUGCAAGAAGGCUGGAAGAAGAGCUGGACACUGUUAAACUCAAACAGCAGCAAAUAUUAGAUGGCUUUGCAGAAGGGUUGAUGAAUGUUGUGUGCAUCCCACCUAUGUUAGAAAAGACUAGCUAUUCAUCAUCAGGAACAUAACAGUCCAAAUUCGCAAAGGAAAUUUAUUUCAAUCCCCCUCUUGGAUAUUUAUAUACUUAAAUUCUCACUGAAUGUGAUUCAAUUAUAUAUACUUCCCCUUAAUCAAUUGACUACUGUAUUCUUGAAUUUCAAUAGACUAUGUGCAGGCACCGCCUGGUUCCAGUAGGCAAAGGAUUAAUGUGUUUCCAUUAUAUUCAUUGGGCAUGCACAACAACUAUGGAGGGGUUUCAACAGUGGUUUAGAAUUUGUGAAAGACUAUGCAAAGCUGGAUUCGAAGUAUAGAUAUGUAUAUUCUGAACGAGCUAAAUUAUGAGAGAGGUUAUAUACAGAAUACAGGGGCCCAUAUUCUGAACUCUGGUUUAGAUUAAACCCUGGUUUAAAGUUGUGGUUUAACUAUGGAGAGCCAAGCGGGGCACAAAUCCCUAACAGUACACAUUCAUUUUAUUAACUCACAUGACACCCAAAUUGUUCAUAAUUGUCUUGGAAUGACAACUAACAUAUUUUUCUUCCGUAUAAAAGCAAAACGAAACAAAAUAGUAGACCUAAGAAAGAUGCAAUAUAAACAGAAUCUUUUAAUUUUUGGCUCACGAUAAUUUUAGCACGGAGUUAGACCGCGGUCUAAGUUAUACCUGACUUCAGAAUACGGGCCAGGAGGUUUAGAUAUUCACUCAUUUGCCUUGAAUUUUUAUAUACAACACGCACACCAAUUGCAAUUCAACUUUGGAAGGCAGAAAGUUUAAAUAAAGUGUAAGUUCAUCUA
This is a messenger RNA of Lytechinus variegatus (green sea urchin), 2310 nucleotides long. Its product is annotated as tubulin epsilon and delta complex protein 1-like. Lineage: Eukaryota; Metazoa; Echinodermata; Echinoidea; Temnopleuroida; Toxopneustidae. Bases 162 to 1550 code for a protein of 462 amino acids. The transcript has 6 exons. The record is from RefSeq and is a predicted model, not a curated record.